Molecule: messenger RNA, 702 nt
Organism: Saccharomycopsis crataegensis
Lineage: Eukaryota; Fungi; Ascomycota; Saccharomycetes; Ascoideales; Saccharomycopsidaceae
Gene: PGA1
Product: Pga1p
Exons: 1
Coding region: 1-702 (233 amino acids)
Biological process (GO): GPI anchor biosynthetic process
Cellular component (GO): mannosyltransferase complex; endoplasmic reticulum membrane
Molecular function (GO): mannosyltransferase activity
Source: RefSeq, a predicted model, not a curated record
AUGACCCUAUUAUCAUCAUUUCUUCUUUUACUUUUACCUCUUUUGAGCAUUGUUUUGGCCAACACAGAGUCUUUGCUUCUAUCUUUGCCGUCACACUAUACUUCGCUUCUAAGGGUUCCAAAGUCAUACAUUACCCAAGAUGUCGAAUCGACGCUUUCUCCAAAUACUAAACUCCCACUAACGUUAGUGGCAAACCAUUUACAUAAUAGAGAACUAGAAUUUUCUGGUAAAGAAAAGCUCUUAGGAGCCUCCGAUGGUGAUAUGAGUAUGACACAAUACUUCAAAGUGGUGACGGCGGUCAAUGAUGGAAAAUCACCAACAGAUGGCAGUUAUAAUAUAAGGAUCUGCUGGCCGGCUACCUUUCCGGUCCUGAUAGAUAUUGCCCCAGUGGUUGUGUUUGACGAUGAUCCGGUGAAGAGUAUUCAGUUAUCUAAUGAACAGCAACAGCAUCCACUGUUAAAAGCCCCAGCACCAACAGACAGCAUUUAUAUUGCCAUCACUUAUCACCCAAGAUUCUAUACUGCAUCUUCAUCACUAAUGUUGACAGAUUUAAAGGUCCCGGUGCAUUUACACAUGGUGGAACUUCUAUAUGGUGUUCUACCAGUGGAUAUACUUCCGAUUAUUGGUUUAUUGGUAAGUCUAUUUGUGAUUGGACUCCCAUUGAGUGGGAAGAUCUAUAAAAUCAUUAGUAAUGCUAAAUAA